AUGGGUGAUCUGGACAGGAGCCCUCCAUGUCAGUUCAUUGAUUCCUUCCAUGCUGUUGGCAAGAAUGCACUGGCAAAAUUGCAGGUGCUGGAAGCACUGCUGCAUUUCAUUGAUAAAAAUGUUCUGGAUAACUUUGUGUCUCUGAAAGACAUUGAAACACUUUUUGCCUACUGUUACUAUCUCAGCACACAGAUCCGGGCUGAAGUGCUGAAAGUCUAUGCUCCUUGGUGUCCAGCUUGUCAACAGAUUGAAUUGACAUGGGAGAGCUUUGCAAAGGAAAGUGAACAUCUGGAUAUCACUGUGGGAAAGGUGGAUGUCACUCAAGAACCAGGCUUGAGUGGUCGUUUCUUUGUCACAACACUGCCCACAAUUUACCAUGCAAAUGAUGGAGUAUUUCGCAGAUACCGAGGCUCACGGACAUUGGAAGAUCUUCAAGGUUAUGUUUUGGAGAGAAAAUGGGAAGCUGUGGAGCCUGUAGCAGGAUGGAAGUCUCCAUCUUCUAUAAUGAUGCAUGGUAUGGCAGGGCUAUUUCACCUCUCUGGAUGGAUCAGGCAAAUUCAUAGCUACCUCACGGGCACUCUUGGAAUUCACGUUUGGAUUUCUUACGCAAUCUUCAUUUUAGCUACCUUGCUCAUCGGCCUGUUUCUGGGUUUGAUACUGGUUUUGAUUUCAGAUUGCCUUUGCCCAUCCAAGUCGAGAUACAGAGCUGAAACAUCUGAAGAAGCAAUUACAAAGGAUAAUGUGGAGAAUGCAGCAUUAGAGGAACCAGAGGCGGCUACAGAGCUUUCCGCAGAUGAUGUGGAAGAGACUGCAGGCAGAAAAGAUCUCACAGAUGGAGAAGAUGCAGCAAAUUCAAGUGUUGAUGACUCAGAGGAGGAUUUACCACUUGGAAAGGAGUCAGGAGAAGAAGAAAUGGAAGACUUAAGUGAACAGCCUCUAGCUGAUUCAGAGACUGAAAGCUCAGUAAGACAGCGUAAAAGUCAGGUGGCUGAUAAUGGACUAUAGCUUUUCUCAGUGGUGUAGUUUAUACACUUGGACCAAAGAAGUAUCAGACCCUGGGUCUGAAACUGAAGCUUACACUUGAUUUGUCAUUUGUGUUUACGCAAUACCUCUGUUCUGUCAGCAGGCUUUUUUUUUUUUUUUAGCUAAUACUUGCUUACUUUGUUUUAUAAGCACAUACACUGUGUGUUGUAUAACUUUAGCUAUGACAAUCAAAAUAAGUGGAUCUUACCUGUUUGAAGUCUUCUAAGAGAAAAGGGGUGUAACAGUCUUAGUUCACCAGCUGAAAAAUGGUCAUCUGUGCUUGUCUUCCUUUAAGUAUUGACCUAAGCAAGAUCAGGACUUUUAAGUCUCUACUUGAGAGCUGUGUUUUUUUUCUGUCAGAAUGUUUGUGCUUUCCAAAUGCCACAGAAGCACCGGAUAAGUGAUGCAGUAGUGAAAGAAGUCACCUUACUAGUCUUCUAUUAAAAUGUUAUGUACGAUAGGUUUGUUUCUAUCACUUUCAACUGAAGCACCUUUCUCUUUCAUUCUUAUUAAUGUUUGUUUUGAAAGUUUAGCAUACAGUACGCCCCCAGAUUUUUCAGUUUUUGGUAAUUCGGAGGCAUGCUACACAGCUCAAGCUUGUCAGUUGAGUUUUUUGACCCAAGGAGUUUGAGUAAUUGAAAACCUCAGGCCAAGAAAAAGUGGCAGCUAAAUGUUUUAAAAUAUGUUUGAACUUUUUAUAGGAAAUCAUUUUGGUCAGGGGGGAUUUUUGCCAAAGCAUGACAUCUUUUUUUUUCCCUGCUUCAGGAGAUUGUAACAAGAAGUACUCACUUUGCAGUCACUAAGUUGUAUAUUUCUUGCCAAUACAAGCUUGUCAUAUGCAGUGCAGUUCUGCCAUUUCAACUCAGAAUACUUUUGGCAGAACUCAAACUACUCUAGUAAUAUUAACUGAAGAGGCACUUAAGGUUUUACCUUUGAUUGCUUUCCUACUUUUUGUCACUGGAAUCGGCACGUUAGGAAAAGAGGGGCAUGGGUGGGUAGUGGGAAGAAGCUUUUGGUUUUUGCUACUUAUAUCAAGAUAAAUGUGUGUCUGUUGAACUGUGUAAAGUGAAAAUUACUUACCAGGUAGACAGGGUUAGGUGUGGUUAGAAGACUUAAGUCAUUAAAGGUUAUCAGUAUUUCCCUCCUUUGACUUGGUUAAUAUAUAAGGCUUUUUUUUGUAAGGAAUACCUACAGGGAGAUCCUAUAUGUUCCUGUUCUGUUGACGUGUGUUCAUGUGCAUAAGAUGUGUCUUAAUCUUGGUUGGUUUUAUAUAUAUAUUGCAUAAACCUUGCUAAUAUGCAUGAAUUUCAUCUUGUUCCUCAAGAAAAAGGAGUAAUCAAGAGAUGAAAUAAUCUCUCAUUAGAAGAGACAAGUUGCAAGUGCAAAACUCUGGUUUCCUUUGAGACUGAGAUAAAUAGGGCUGAUUUGUGUUGAAAGUUGUUUUGUUUUUUGUUUUUUAUAUGCUCAUAAAGAGCAUAUUUACUAAGAAUUAAUUGAAUCUUUCCUGUCUGUCCUGUUGCAUAUUGUGUUUUGGAAGUAUAUGGUAGAAACUUUGCAUUUGUUACAGCUGUGUAAAGAACAAAAUUACACUGCAUAUAUUGAAUAUUAAUUUUCUUAAGGAACGUUCUCAGUCUGGAGCUUGAAUUUCAUAUAGUGGACACAUGUAAAUAUGCUUCCACAUACAUGAAAACAUACAGUUGAUAAUAUAUAUAUUGCACUAUAAUGAGAACAGUUUGUCUUGUGUUAAUUGGGCAUUGUCCCACGUAACUGAGCAAUUGUAGAAGCUUACAGACAGCAGAAUUCAGUAACAGUUGAGGUACAUAGCAGCUUUUUUAAAAAAACAAACCCAAAACCACCCCACACUCAAGCUAAGCUUUUAUUUGACAAAAUUAAGAAAACGUUUUGGCCACUGUAGUUCUGAGGGGAAGAAAUGAGCACCUAAAAGCUCAGAUUACGGAUUUGUUAUUUCCAUGAUGUAUUUGUUUUUUCAUGAUCUGUGCAUUGGGAGCUCAUAAAAAUCUAAAAGAAAAACAAAAAUUUAACCAUAUUUCAUGAGAGAAGCAGGAGUCAGUGUGUGUAUGCAGGUACAUGAACUUGCAUGAAGGUAAGAAUAGACAUAUCCCCUCAGUCAUGGAUCCAAAACUACCAGACACUGAAAAAUAUGCAGGGCUGUGGGCAGACUGAGGGCAGUAUUGACUUUGGUUGUGUACCGAAGAGGAUAUUUUUUUAAUGUGUACAGGGUGUUGUGAUGCUCAGUGUGUAGGAAGGAGCAUGUCGGUAUUAAAUUCUGAUUCAAUUUCUAUUCACUUUUGUAAUAUCGUGGAGCCAGUCUUCUAAUAUCCUCUUCAGCUGUUUAAAGAGGUUUUAACUUUCAAAGAUACAGAACAUCCUUGUUGUAUGCUGUUGAGACUAUGAAGCAUUAAAAAGUCAAGUAUAACACUUUCCAGUGCUCAGGAGUAGGUAUUUGGGCUUUCUGAAUGUUUAGGCAUUAGAUGUUCUCACAAGAGGUGGAUUUCAGUAUGGUGUCCCUGAUUUGAAAAACAAGCCAACCCGCACUUUGUCCUACAAGAACACAUGGUUUAUAAGAUGCUGUGAAAUGUCAGAAACUCCUUUGUGUGGUGAUUCUCUGAAGUCUCUGCUUACAUUUCCUCAGUUUUUAUAUGUCACCUGUUAAAUGCGGAUUAUUUAAAAUGAAGAUACUAAGUAUUUUGCAUCAUCAUAGAGUUAACUGUAGGAUCGCUGUCUGAUGAGCAGGGAUUAAGCAGGCAGCAAGUGACAGCAGCUCAUCUCUUCAUAGAUCUGUCGUGAAUCUGGAAGUGAGCUAUAUGAGUCUUUUAAGGUUUCUUGAACAUAAUGUGUAUGUCAUUGCUCCUGUCCAUUAAUAAAGUAGGGAAUAAUAGUGCUAACUUGGGUUUGGCUGUAUUUGAUAUGUAUUGGAAUAUCUUCUUACAAUGAACACUGAAUUGUGAUAAGGAUUUAAGGAAAAAAGGUGCUAUGCAACCAUUGAUAUCCCCAAUUUAGUUUUACAUUUGUAGGAAAAAUAUUGUGGCAUGAUACUGGAGAUACUCAACUCUGAGUAAUGUUUAUACGGCAAACAACAAGUAGCAAACACUGUAAAGGCUAAAUCUGUGUUUGACAGAUCACUAGCUAUGCACUAAAGUGUAAUGUUAUUCUACUUUCCAGAAUCAGGUUUUUUUCCUACUAAAACACGUUCUAAUUGAAUCAUGCAAGUAUAGUACUAAUUAGACUAUUACAAUAGUAUUAAACUUGGUGUGUUUUCAAAAAAAAAAAAAAAGUCAUUAUCAACCUUUGGUGCAGUCUGAGUGUUCUGUUAUCUCUGUUCUGCUGUGAUUAAUUUUAAAAUAUGGAACUUAUUCUUGCAACCUCAGUAUAGACAAAAUGUCCUUGGAGAAGCUGCUGCUAACACUGUUCAAAAUGUUUUAAGGAUGGGUCUGUAAGACUUGUAAACUAGAGCUGCAUGUCAAAAAUGACUUAAGAUUUUUUUUUUUGAGAACCAAUUUAAAUUUCAAAUAGGAGGCACACCACUCGGAAAAACAGUCCCUGAUGGAUCUGAACAUGAAUGCUUAAAAGCAAGUCAUUCAGAAAAUCCGAUGGGUUACUUUUUAAAAAGGCUAGAAAUACGUACAGCCUUUCAAACCUACUGUCCUUGAGAUUUGUGUGAAAGUUGUACACGUGUUUUGGAAUACUCUGUAUGUGCUGCACCCGUGCUGGGCAGCACUUGUUAUGUGGGCUUUCUUCAUGGAGAUGUUAUACAGGAUUGUCUUUUAUAUGAAAGUGUUGCAAAUUUAUACUAUGGCUAUUUUUACUUAAGUUCCAUAUAAAUUUUGUAUUUAUGAUCA
Athene cunicularia (burrowing owl) is the source of this 4883-nucleotide messenger RNA. RefSeq names its product thioredoxin related transmembrane protein 4 (gene TMX4). The transcript is spliced from 9 exons. Lineage: Eukaryota; Metazoa; Chordata; Aves; Strigiformes; Strigidae. The coding region runs from base 1 to 1005 and encodes 334 amino acids. The record is from RefSeq and is a predicted model, not a curated record.